Messenger RNA from Dibothriocephalus latus, 342 nucleotides. Lineage: Eukaryota; Metazoa; Platyhelminthes; Cestoda; Diphyllobothriidea; Diphyllobothriidae. The record is from the annotation of a GenBank genome assembly.
CUGCAGCAUAACAUAUUCAAAGACAAUAUCUGGCAUCCGACAUGCGCUGAUGACAUAUUUGACUAUGUUUCCGACCUUUGUGAGUAUCCCGAGAACUCCCCAAACCUGGCAAAUCUAGACUUCGCGGACCUCCUCUACCCUAUCUCCACCGUGAUGGCAAAUGCCUACGAGUUCACAACCCUACGUCUGAUUCUGAUCCUCUCGGAUUCCAGAAAGAUACCAGACUUGGAUCUGGAACAACUGCAUGAACUCAGGAACGAGGGGUUGAUUAUCGAUGCAGUCAAUCUCACUCAGGCAGUGGCCCUGGACGGUCCGUCAGUGCCUUUGCAGGUCAGCUUUUGA